UCCGCCCCCCUCCUCCUCAAGCAGUCGGAGCCAGACGGAGUGUUUACCAUGAGCCGAGCUUCCACUCAGCUGUAGUUCCUAGAUGAGGGAUUCAUGUUUUCCUCCCAUUGGAUCGCAGUGGCUGCGGGAGCCGCACGUGCCGUGACGGGGACAGACAGUGAAGACGUUAGAGGGCGCGAGGAGGGUUUCAGUCCACUUUCCACUUCCUAAACAGACCGAGACCGCCUCUUAACGGGGCUGCAAAACGUUCGAAGGGAGGGACCCAAGAGGCAUCCUGAUCAGAUGUUCAAAUCACCUCAACUGAAACGUUUUGCUUUGAAGGAGCAUCAUCUCUACUCUAAGCUCCCUGUGGAUAACAGAAGUUCUCAAUGUAAGGUUGAGCACAACCACUGUAGGCUCAACAUGUAGCUACAGUGGCUUGUAUGCAAGACGUCAUUUUGGAUGGGAUCCAUUUCUCAGAAAUGGGGUGUAGGCUCCCAAAGCUGAGGAAGGCCGAGGAAAGGCAUAGCCCUGGCAACAUCUACUCCACCCUAAGACGGCCUCAAGUGGAGACUAAAGUUGGAGUGGCCUACACCUACCACUUUCUGGAUUUCCUGUUGGGGAAAGAAGAGGUGUCGGUGUCGUCUGUGCUCUGCCUGUCAUCGGUCAGAGAGCUGCCAGUUCAGGUCAGGGAACUGUACGCUCAGGGCUUUGUCCUGGUGGCAGUCCACCCCUUCGUCCACCCCUGCGGCCCUCGCCAUGCUCACAUCCAGCGCCAGCUCCACCGGGCCGUGUUGGUCCGAGAGACUCAAAGUCCAGAGAAAAGCCAGCUGAGGUGGGCGAGAAACCGUCUGGAGACGGAGGUUUGCGUGGCCAGUCAACAGGCUGCUGACCCGGAAGCCAUCCAGAACUAUGUUAAGAAGAUCCAGGAUGUGGCAGAGCAAGGGGUGAUGUUUGUGGGAUUUCUACAACAGCCGGGAGGAGGGCCGUAUUUUUUGGGACACUGGGACCCAGAGGAGCUGUCGUCCUUGCAUUCAAGCCCGUCGCCAAUACAUCGGCAUCCUUUCAGCACUAAUACGAGCCCAACGGAGCCAGACCUGAAUGGUGAAGAUGCUGAUCUCUGCUGCUGCGAAUCACAAGAGUUGGAUUAUGGGGCUGUGGAAAGUGUCAAACAGGACCAAAACUCCUCAGCGUCCAGAAAACCAAACUUCAGCCUCCUGAAGCACCCGGUAAACUCUCCUCAUAACCCAGAAGAGCUUUGUGAUCAAAUAAUAACCUCACAGAUUGGUGCCAAGGACUUCAAUAAACCUCAUAAUCACGUCAAACCUGAAGCUCACAACAUGGCAGAAGUCCAGAGCAAACGGUCAAGUCUGAGCCUACCAGAAACAGCAGUCACAACGAGGCUGCCAGAGUGUAGAUCACAAGAGACUAAACAGCACUUCACUGCAUCCACAGAGAAACAUCUUAAUGUCUCCAAACAGAGAGAAAGGAGAGUUUCCAGCCCAGACAGCUGGCUCAGCUCUCCAGAGCUGGAUCGUAACCAUGACAGAAGAUCUGACUCAACGCAGACAGAUGGGCAAAGACGCGUGACAACACAGAACAACAAUCACAUCAGGCUGAAGAAUUCUGGAAACGACACAGGUUCAAGCUCACCGCCGGCACAGGCUAGGAUGCAACUGUUUGCACUGUACAACCACACAGAAGAGCCCGACACGUCCCUGAGGUUCUACUCUCUCAGGGUGCCUCUUCACGUUCAAAAGGAGGCGGAGGCGAUCACAGACGUUGAUGCAAACUGGCUCGACCACAUGACUCAGCACUUUAGCAGCGGGGCGCAGCUCAUUGAUGGGUUUUUCCACCUCACAGACAACCAUGACAGUGGCGUUUCAUCUGUGGACAGCGUUUUCAUCUUCCAGAGCUCUGCAGAGGAGACCACAGACACCUCCUAUGACGCCAUCGUGGUUGAGCAGUGGACUGUUAUAGAUGGCGUUGUGGUGAAGACUGAUUACAUCCCGCUGCUCCAGUCCUUAGCUCCAUAUGGAUGGAGACUGAUGUGUGUGCUGCCAACACCCAUUGUCAGAACAAACAGAAACCGCAGGCAGCAGAGCCUGGAUUUCAGCUCACGCAGCGCUAAUGCAAGCUCCCUGAAUUAUAACACGAGACCCAUUUUGCAACGCAGGAGAAAAGACUUCAAGAUGCUGAACCUCAGAGGUCGCAGCAAGGCAAAGAAACACUCAGCCGGGGAGGCUCUAGACGAGCAAGAGAACAAGUCCCUCGUGAUAGAGACUGAGAUGGACAGGCUGAGGAUCAACGAAGAGGAAGAGGAGGCAGAGGCGGAGGGGAGGAAGAGAGGGGACAGCGGAAGGAGCCAAAGAGCGGGCCUUCAGAAGAGCGGAGACGAGGCGCAGCAUCAAAAGGCCUUCUCCCUUCUGCUGGAGCGCAGGGCUUCUGUCGAAUAUCAAGAGGAGGAAACCGAUGUCGACGCCAUCCCACUGCCCAGGCUGGAGAAGGCGGUGAGGUGGACGGAUUUCUGUCCGGGUGACGUGAGGGGGAUGAAGGAAAAGGUCAGGGUGGAGGAGCGCAUCAAACAGCAGCUGUUCUCCGGCGUUUGUUGACGCGUCUGCGAUCGGAGGGAAGGAAAAGCUUUUAAACAUUCAGUUUGAAUUCCUGUGGAAGAACUAAUCUGGAGUAAAGCAUAUACAGUGCUGUGAAAAAGUAUUUGUCCACUUGGAAGUUCUCCAACAAAGUGAAACCAUAAGAAAUGUGAAAUGGGUAAAUACCUUUUUGGAGAACUUUGGUACAUUUUUCUUGUGUUCAUUUGGUAAAGGUGCGCUGUAGAGUUUCCUGCUUUGUUUUGUUGACUGUUUUUGUAAAAAUUGUUAGAAAUGUACAGCGCGGCACAGCUUCUCCUGCCAAUGCCUUAAGUAGGACAUAUGUUUGAGGAUUUUUUUUUUACGUUUGCUAUCUAUUUCUGGCUAAUGUGACAUCAAUUUGCCCUAUUGCCGACCACUUCACAUCUGUAAACCAACCAGCUAGUAUCCAUGUCCUUAGUCAAUCCAUAGCAGUUUCUUCUUCUGGUAUUUAAAUAUUUUGAUGAAUUAUGGAGACAAAUAAUCACAUCACAAAACCCUUGAAUUUCUCAUAGAAACUAGUUUAUUUACAAAUUAUUUUCUGAAGAAAUAGAUUAUUUAUUAGUGUGACUUGUGGGUGGUAAAAAAAAAAAAUUAAAAUAAUAAAAAAUAAAAAUCAACCAGCGGCAACACAGUUGGGGACAAAAAGAUCCAAACUGCAAAAUGGCAAAGGGCCAAAAUGACCCCCAUGAGGAACUCCUGAAGGACUGCAGGUGACCUUUGCCCCUUUUCACCAGCUGUUUCUAAAGCUGCUAUGAAAAUAUGUUGUUUUGUAAAUAAAGAGUGAGUUUCUUAGUUGUAGUCCAGGUUGUAAUCAUCAUAUGCGGUGAAAGGUAAACGUUUUCUUAUUUUGGAGGGGGAGUUUGAAGUUUACUCACAGUACAAAUAAAUGUAAAUAAAUGUAAAUUUAUUUGUACUGUGUCUUGCAAACGUAUUGUCGCUUUUUGAGCAUUGCCAUAUUUUUUUACUUUUACAAUCUUAUACUUGGAUUUAUAUUUUCAGUAACAGUCACAAAGCUGCAUGCCACUGUUAAGUGGAAAGAAAAUGCGACUUGGUUUCCAAAAGUUUUUAAACACAAAAAACAAAAUGUGCGCCGUGCGUUUCUUUUCAGCUUUUCUGCUUAAUACUUUGUAGAAUCACCUUUCACUGCACAUAAAGUGGCAGGACUGAUGCCACUGAUGGACUGAUGGGGGUAUAGAGCUACUAAAUUUACACAUCUAAAGACUGAAAUGCUGCCUCUACUAUGUUUUGCCAUGGCGUGUGUCCAGUGCUUUAUGAAUGCAAGUUAAAAAGUUUCAUUUUGGCGUUCCAAUCAUCUUCCACAGUUUUACACAAGCUUCUUAUGACUUUGUUUUAACAAUGGCUUUCUUUUGGCUACACUUCCAUAAACAGCUUCCCCUACAGUCUUCACAACAGGUGGAUUUAUUCUGUCAUCAAGUCACACACAAGUGGAAGCUGUUUAGUAAUAUGAAACAGCUUGAUUACACUGGAUUUUAACUGAAGUGCAAAAAGUAAAAUAAUCCAAAUUCCCGCCACACUUUUUAAAUUAUUGCAGAACAAGUUUAUUUUCCUUCCACUUGACAUUGCUCACUAUUUCCUGUGUCCAUCUGUCAUUAAUGGUAACAAAAUGCAUUGAAGUUUCUGUUGCACGACAAAAUAUGCAUAAGUUCCAAAUUGGAGUUUUACAGACAUCUAUUGAAAAGACGCUUCAAUAGAUGUGUUGACUAGGUAAGCAAAUAAUCUAUGUUCCUAAGCGUAUUUGAAAUCCGCAGCAGCAAAUUCACAGCCUGUUUAAAGAGGCUCUCAGUAACAGUACAAUAUCAUCACUGCAAAGAUCAAACAAACCUUUCUAUAAGAGAGCAAUGAAAUCACAAGACAGCAGAGGCAGAUGAUGAUGGCAGCGAAAUGAGAAAUCAUUACAACAUUAGGUCAGGUGAAAAACAAAUUCCAGGAAGUAGACCUGUCCCUGUCAAAUCAAAAGCAAAACGGAAACCUUCUCGUACUUCAAAAAACCGGCCAAACAAGUCUUUAGAUUAGUCAUCGCUGAAGUAAACAGUAGAGGCAGAUAAACUAAACGGGAAAGGUUUGGAGCAAAUCAAAUUCAUUCUUUGUCCAUUUGAUGUUUCAGAUGGAUAUGAAUUUAAAAUGAAUAUUUCAGUCAUACUUAUGGGAACUUAGAUAAGAUCAGCUUAGUUGUAGAUUCACUGCUUUACAGUUCUACAAUUUGGAAAAAGUGCUGCCUUUCAUCAAGUGGAAAGAUCUUCCAACUCCAAACUCAAAAUUUAGACCAAUUACCAGCAUAUGCAUUAUCCAACUCCAAAAAACUAAGUGAUAACAUGACAAGAGGAAUACAAUUUUCAAAUAUCCACGUGAUUCUUGUAGUGAGUAUUUUAAAAGGUACAACCUUUCGUGUGCUUUGCCGUUUUUCUCAAAAGCUGAAGGCAAUAGAACAGUUUUAUUUGCAAUAAAUGACCCAAGAAUGUGUUAUUUAGAAAUGAGCUCUUUAUUUGUUUCCUGGACUACCUGUGAAGUGUGUGAGCGGUGUAACAGUUAGGCCUUGGUUUAACAAGAAGGUCAAUAAAGUGUUUGAAGCCCA
Messenger RNA from Xiphophorus maculatus (southern platyfish), 5202 nucleotides. It is a transcript of the gene rftn1a, whose product is annotated as raftlin-like. The transcript is spliced from 12 exons. The record is from RefSeq and is a predicted model, not a curated record. Lineage: Eukaryota; Metazoa; Chordata; Actinopteri; Cyprinodontiformes; Poeciliidae. Bases 423 to 2591 code for a protein of 722 amino acids.